Messenger RNA from Tarenaya hassleriana, 1333 nucleotides. RefSeq names its product pheophytinase, chloroplastic. The record is from RefSeq and is a predicted model, not a curated record. Gene Ontology annotation, cellular component: chloroplast. The transcript is spliced from 7 exons. NCBI's taxonomy places the organism in Eukaryota, Viridiplantae, Streptophyta, Magnoliopsida, Brassicales, Cleomaceae. Bases 90 to 1223 code for a protein of 377 amino acids.
UCUACUCGAGGGAUGUAAAAAGAAUAUCUUCGUUGCAUUUGUUCAGCUUCCCUCGUUCUUCGUGAAUCCAAGGUUAUUCGGUUCGGACAAUGUCGGCUUCGUGUGCUGCAGCACCUUCUGUCAGAACAGAGUUCUUCACAUCAUCAUAUAAAAGAUCAAACUUUCCUGCAAGAUUGUGUCAAACCAAAAAUAAGCAUGAGAUUAGCAGAAGAGAUUUUGCAGUGAGAGGAAUUCUGGCUUCUGGAGUAUCUGUCAUGGGUGCUUCUUCCUCACCUCCAGCUGCUGAGUCUGUUCAAGCCGAAUCUUUGAGGUUGCCAUUCAAGCCGGAAGGGUAUGACUAUUGGAGAUGGAGGGGUCACAAGAUCCAUUAUGUGGUUCAAGGGGAAGGCUUCCCAGUUGUUCUUAUACAUGGAUUUGGUGCUUCUGUCUUCCAUUGGAGGUACAACAUACCCGAGUUGGCCAAGAAGUACAAGGUUUAUGCCUUGGACUUGCUCGGGUUCGGAUGGAGUGACAAAGCCAUAAUAGAGUAUGAUGCCAUGGUUUGGAGAGAUCAAGUUGCUGAUUUCUUGAAAGAGAUUGUGAAAGAGCCUGCGGUCGUGGUCGGAAACAGCCUUGGCGGUUUCACCGCCUUGUCAACGGCCAUAGGAUCACCCGAGCAAGUGGCCGGAGUCGCUCUCCUAAACUCUGCGGGACAAUUCUCGGACUCUAGUAGAAGAUCAGAGGAGACUAAUGAGAAUGGGUUUGGCAAGUUUGUUCUUAAGCCAUUGAAAGAGAUUUUCCAACGAGUGGUUCUAGGGUUCUUGUUCUGGCAAGCCAAGCAGCCUUCUCGGAUUGAAUCUGUCUUAAAGAGUGUGUAUAUAAACACUGCUAAUGUCGAUGACUAUCUUGUAGAAUCUAUAUCUAAACCAGCAACAGAUCCUAAUGCAGGAGAAGUAUACUACAGAUUGAUGACACGGUUCAUGAUGAACCAGAGCAAGUACACUCUAGACAGUGUCCUGAGUAAGAUGACUUGCCCACUGCUGUUGCUGUGGGGAGACUUGGACCCGUGGGUUGGCCCUGCAAAGGCUGAGAGAAUCAAAGAAUUUUACCCAAACACAUCGGUCGUGCACUUACAGGCAGGACAUUGUCCGCAUGAUGAGAUCCCGGAAGCUGUCAACAAAGCUUUGUUGGAUUGGUUAUCCACGGUAACAUCCACCCGAUCCCCUCAAGUCCUGGAGAUGUAAAGGAUCUUCCUUUUUUUCCCGGUCUGUAGUUACCAUUUUGUUUUAGAAGUGAAAGUACAGUUGUACAUAUAUUGCUACCCAACUUCAACCGAAGGAGGAAGAUUACUCAA